This is a messenger RNA of Drosophila takahashii, 1553 nucleotides long. RefSeq names its product zinc finger protein OZF. Gene Ontology annotation, cellular component: nucleus. NCBI's taxonomy places the organism in Eukaryota, Metazoa, Arthropoda, Insecta, Diptera, Drosophilidae. Gene Ontology annotation, biological process: regulation of transcription by RNA polymerase II. Gene Ontology annotation, molecular function: DNA-binding transcription factor activity, RNA polymerase II-specific; zinc ion binding; RNA polymerase II transcription regulatory region sequence-specific DNA binding. The record is from RefSeq and is a predicted model, not a curated record.
AGGAAGAAGAAGCGCAGGAGCCGCAAGAAAUUUUCGUCUCAACCGUAACUUAUUUGAUUUAAUAUACUUUAAAUCAUAUAAUGCGUCACCUGGACAAGUGCCGCGUGUGCUCCUGCGGAGUGGCGAGGGACGACGAGGCCUACAAUCUGCUGCAACUGCCGCACUUGGCCGUCAAGUUCUCGGAAUGCACAAAUUUGGUUGUGGAUCCCGACGACCAGGAUAUUUUGCCCAGUGAAAUUUGUUCCGAGUGUUACGAGCUCCUGGAGAAGUUCCACUCCUUCCGAGCACUUUGCAUUAUAGCCGAUGGGAAAUGGCGUACCAAAAGUCUGUAUACCAGAAAGAAAAUCGACCGGAGAAAAGCUGUGCACAGGGUGGAUGACGACGAGGAGGAGGAGGAGGAAGAGCUUCCAGAGGAUUACGAAGAGGAUGCGGAGCAUCCAGAAAACUAUGAGGAGGAGCCAGAGGAGAUGGAGGAAGAGCAGGAGAUCCUACAACUCUUUGAAGCCCCAGAAUUGAUCAUAUGCGAUAACACCUUGAGUCCCGAGAAAACCGAAAAGACACCGCCAAAAUUGGAUGGAAAAGUCAGCCCCAAAAAAGUUCAGAAGACAUCGGUACCCCUCAAGAAAUCUACACAAGAAUAUUUGCAUAUUAAAUUCAAGUGCGAUAUUUGCUCCGAUGAAUUUCUCGAGGAACGACGCCUGUUUAUGCACAAGAAAGAGCACGAGGGCCACAUGCUGUACCACUGCACUGAGCCCGGUUGCGAUGAAGCCUUCAAUCGCUACGAGAAUCUGAGGCAGCACGAACUGGGACACUCGGAGGAGGGCGAGCGGUUCGUCUGCGAGGAGGAGGGCUGCCACAAGAUGUACCGGCACAAGGCCUCGCUCAAACACCACCAGAGCAAGGCCCAUGAUAUUGGCAAGCCUCUAAAGACCCACAUGUGUGAAUUCUGCGGACGGGUGUUUAGGAACGGCUCCGCCUUGAGUCAACAUCGCUUUACGCACGACGAUCAAAUGGAAUUGCCAUUUGCCUGCGAAAUGCCAGACUGCGCGCUGCGAUUCUACAGCAAGGAGAAGCUCAAGAUCCACAUGAUGCGCCAUCAGGGUAUAAAGAACUAUAGCUGCCCCUAUUGUGGACUCAAGAAGACCACGAAGAACGAACUGCGACUCCACAUCAAUUUCCACACACUGGAGAGAACCUGGUCCUGCAAGGAGUGCCCCAAAGUGUGCAACAGCUCGACGAGUCUCAAGAAGCAUGUUCGUUCGGUUCACGAGAAGGCCCGGGAUUACGCCUGCAACUAUUGCGAGAAGAGAUUUGCCACCUCGGACACCCGAAAGUACCACGAGAUGACGCACACUGGGGAAAAGAACUUCGAGUGUCGCGAGUGCGGCAAGAGGUUUAUACAACCGUCUGCCCUGCGUACACAUCUAAAAAUCCACGAUUUGGAGGAGGAUCAGCAGACAACUUUCACACUGGUGCAAGUGACUAGCAUUAAUUAAGACGGCAAACAUUUCAGGCUCUACAAAAAGCAAUAAGCAACGAAAAUAACUUAAAUC